AUGAAUAUUGAAGACCUUGCCAAAGAUGAAGCCGCGAAAGCAAAACCCCUGAAAAAGAAAGGCUACGACGACGUCGAAAUCAGCGAUUUAUCAAUGUCAUCCGAAAAGAAAGAGUCAAAGGAAAGGAAAUCAACAGAAAAAGACUCAGACCUGAAAAGUGGUGAGAAAACCAAAGAUAAAGAGAAGUCCGGGGAGAGGACACCAGAGAAAUCCGGAGAGGCGUUGGAUAAGUCCGCGGAGCCGGUGCCGAAGAAGGGUGAUAUACCACCAGAGCAAAAACGGGUACGACAUUGUUGA
Molecule: messenger RNA, 297 nt
Organism: Cylicocyclus nassatus
Lineage: Eukaryota; Metazoa; Nematoda; Chromadorea; Rhabditida; Strongylidae
Source: the annotation of a GenBank genome assembly